GUUGAACCCCAGCCCUGCCGUGUAAAGACCGGCGCCGCCAUACCAUCCCCUAGGAAUGAAAUUAUAUAGCAUGAUAACUCCCAACGCCAUCGUUUGAGCGAAUGGUGUAAAUUCACUUAGAAAUUGAGAAGAAGCUGAGACUAGAUACGGAUAAGGCAAGUAUGGGUAACAAAAUCGAAGGAUCAUUUCAAUGAAUUUUCUGUCCAAAACUGACGAAGUCGAAAGAAACAUGCUCAGACGCACGUUAGGUCCCAUAAGUGUGAUCGGACAAUAGAGGAGCCGCUACAAGGAUGAAAUUUACAACCUGUGACCCUACUAUGGCGCAGCGAAACAGACUCGCCCGGAUCUCCCGUGAAAUAACCAUGUCAUGAGAAAAGCAUCGGACAACCAAACUCGUGAAUUUCUAGUUGCUUAAAUUUAAAAGAGGAAUUGGACCUUUUAUUGCAAAUCCCUUAAAGUCCUUUUAGGCCGUACACAUAGAUAGAGGAUGGUAUGGUGGGACCAACUGAAGUGAUGAGGUUGAUACGUGCUAAAGAACGGCUGGGAUAAUGGAUUGACAGACGACGGCGCUAGGCCGUCAGCGAUAUCGAGGAUUCCCAAGCCACACCAAGACCGGGAAGUGCUUCUAGCGUCCUAUAAGUAAUUAUCUAGGUAGUAAGUAACUAAGUAACCAAACAGGUAAGUGAUAAACAACCCGUUACGGGUAAACUAAAUCAAGGAAGCCAAUAAUAGCAGGCCAACGUCUCAUGAGGUUGUCGAAUCAAUGAAAACGAAAAAUAUGAAGCAACAUGUAUUUCAUAUUAGUUAGCAAAAAAAAAUUGAAUUGUAGAAAUAGCGAGCCUUCAUCUAAAAGAGGCCCAAAAUUAUAAAAAGCCGGACCUGUAGGCAACCUUCAUGUAACUCGUGUUAAGCACCAGCUAUCAUGUCUUCGUCGGUUGCCAUGGUAAAUACAAAUUUCAAACAUUUUGUAGCAACACAUAGCGUGAAUGAAAACACGGUCAAAUGCCCUGCCAGUACAGUAACAACACUCGCACUCCUUGGUGUGAACAAUACAACAACAUACAAAUAAUCUUGAGGAACAUUUGACAAACGGUAACUAUAGCUACAAAUACUUGUUAAUAUUUGUUGCUAGUUUAAGGAAGCUGAUAUUGGAACAGGGCUGUGAGAAUAUUUUUUGUAAAUUUCUGUAAGCUUGUUGGCUGUUGAUAAACGUCGCGAAAGGAACCAAUUUUCAAUAAUAGUAAAAUUCGUAAUGUAAAACGCUUUACUCGACUUGGAAGGCUGGUGUGUUUUGAAACGAAGUACACAUUCAGGCGCAUGCGUUUUAGUACAUGUUCUAAUUCCUUACCAGGACGAGGAAAGACGUGUUGUUAUUAUUCUUCUUAGGCAGGAUCCGUAAUGCCUCUGAAGAUGAGAACGUUUUUCUACCACUCUUCAGUGAUGAAGUAAAAACCAACAUUUUGCAGUGAGGAACAAACGUAUUUUGCAAUCCGCUAGAGAGGUUUCGCAACGCGUAUAGUAUGUGUGGUUAGUUUAAGAAACGCUUGAUUACUUGUUUGCACUCUUUAAAACUGUGUAAUAAAAGGCUGAUAGUACAGUCUGAUGUUCAGAAAUCAGUGACCGAUAAACCAUUGUUGGAUAAUCAUGGCUACUCCAUCAUAUAAUACUGGGUUCACGCAACCAGAGGAAGAAAUAUUCUAUUCGACGUAUGAGCCGACAAAAGAAGAAAUUAUAGAAUACGCAGUGAAAAUCGGCAUAGAUCCCGAAAAGGAAGCCCACAUAAUUUAUCUUGCACGGCAAGGAUUGCUACACCCCUUGCCGGAAAACUGGAAACCAUGUUACAGCAAGCAAGUCAAAGCAUACUACUACUAUGAUCGGAUUACAAAGAAAUCACAAUGGGAGCAUCCGAUUGAUGUGUUGUAUCGUGCGAAAGUGGUUGAUGCUAGGAAGGCCCUAGCUGUUGACCGAUCCGAUUCUACGUCGUUCGGUGAUUCUGGGUUUCGCAGUUUAAAAUCCAACAACAAUAAAUCCAGUGUCGCUUUUAACGCCAAUGAUCAACAUAAUGUGAAGGACCCGGAUUGUGGUGGGAGCCUUACUCCGGCAAACCAACAACAGCACAAGGGCAACAAAACCAACCAGGAUAUAAAGAAGACGGAACAGUUGGCUGCUGCUGCUGCUAGUGCCACUAAUUUCACCGCGUCGAGUGCCAUUGAUGAAAGUGAUUCCAACAAGGAGAACAACAGCCAAGAUGCUGCUGUCGGUGCCAUGAAACACAAAGGUAACUGUGAUUCAGAGAUCGCUUUGACGAAGAAGCUUUCAUUUAACAUGGACAGUAACAGUGCUCAUGAGGAGAACAGUGAGGUUAAGGAAACCAUAAAAAUGGCAAACGAAGGUAAAAUGAGCUCAUCGCUGUACGGGGGAUUCACCAUCACCGGAACGGGGUCGCAGUUUUUAAAGUCAAACAAAAAGCUUGAGUUCGGAAGCAUGGAUUUAGGGCGCAAGCCCGAAUCAGAGAUGAAAGGCAUUCUGCGCGACACAAGCUUGAGUUACGUGCGCUCGAAAAGCACUCCCAAUGAUGAUUCUGGAAAUGAUGAGCGGAAAAGUGUACGCUUUGAUAUUGAUAUCAAUACUGUAAGGUCAGCAAACGAAAUGAAAGCAGGGAUGAUAGAUGCUGAUACGACGCUCGGUCAGAAAUAUGAUGAUGAUGACGAUGACGAUGACGAAGCAGUCGGCAACGUUUAUGGAACUUAUGGUGGGGACGAGCGCUUGGAAGACCACGAUAAAGACGAGGACGUCAGUGGGGAUGGACUGAAGCAAAGUUCUUCGGAAUCAUCGGAACCAGGUUCGGAGGUAUUAACAGGAGUUGGUUUAACGAUCGCAAAUGAAGGCAAACCCAUUUCUAACGCAGCAGUAGCAUCAAUACCAAGAGCAAUGAACAAUGCUGUACCGGACGAUCCAGAGCUGGAUUCGCUACGAUUUCUCCGACAUUCAAUCGACCAGGAACGGGAACGCUACAAAGCGAAACUGGAAGAGGAGUUGCGGUCUCUCGCCCAACAGGAAGAGAGCAAACUUCAAACCGAGCUAACCAACGAGCGCAAUCGAUACGAAGAACUGCUCUCGAAAGAAAGGCUGCGCCUUAAGGAGCAACAUCAGCAAAAUAUUGAUGAAAUCAAAGAAUUUUAUCAGGCAAAGCUAAACGAACUGAAGGCCGACUAUGAAGAGGAAAAUAACAAAGAAUAUGCCAUGUACCAGGAGACAUUACAGGAAGAGUUCGAUCGGCGCGUGAAGGAAGUGACAAACACGCACAAGGUAACGAUGGCCAAUUUGCAAAAAAAUCACGAUGAAAUCGUCGAAGAACUGGAGCGUGAUUUGAAGAUGGAAGAGGAGCUGCUCAAAAAAGAGCACAGUACCAACCUGUCGGAGAUCAAAAUCAAAUUAACGCACGAGCUGGAGAUGGAACGGCAGCGUAUGCGAGAGACCGGCGAGGACCGGCUGUACGAGAAGGUGCGCUGCGAAAAGCGUUUGUUGGAGGACAAGUACAAAUGUUUGAAGGAAAAGUAUACUCGCCUGAAGACGGAUGUUCGCAUUUCCCUAGAACGCCGCAAGAAAAGGCGUGAACAGCAGCAACAACAGCAGCAGCACAGUUUGCUCAGCAACAGUUACGAAACGGACGAUCGCACCAACUCCAAACCAUUGCCAUCAUACUCCUACGAGAUUGGAAAAGGCAUGUCCGGAUCAUCAACGACAGCCAAACAUAUGACGAUGUCGGAGAAAAUGAUGCUCAGCCACCCAUCCCAAGCCGUGCCCUCCAAACGAAUGCUCGCCACAGCCGAUGGUCAUGGAGUCGAACUAAAACACAACGUGCUACACUCCAACGGCGCUGCUGGUCCGGUAGAAGCCCGCAAAUCGGCCUUCUUGCUGAACAAUACCAAUAACAAUAAUAACAAUACUCUGAAACAUCAGGUUGACGAUUCGAGCCAAAGUGAGACCCGCUACUCGAAGCACUACUUCCAAGUGAAGAACAUAUUCGGCAGCAUUCAGCAUGAGGAUAACUUUAGCUCCGACUCCGAGUUCCAUAAAAUGAGUUGCGACAAUGGAGGAGUGGAGAAUUCCUGCAGUAGUUCCUUUACGGGUGCUGUCUCGGCAGCCGCACGUCCAAAGCGAAAGAUCUUCACAAAAACCAAAUCAUCUUCCACCUCGAAAUUGAACUCGACUAAGCACGAGCGGGAGCCAGGCACCAAGGCUUACACGCCCGUGGAAGCUCUACGCAUACAACUUAAGAAGCUGGAAGAGUUGGAGGACCAAAUACCGGACUGUAAUCUCGAUGCACCGUACCAUUUGCGAUAUCCAUUUAUUAAUAAUAUAACGAACGUCGACAACUUGAAGCCAAACGCUGCUAACGCUUGUGUGCACGGCGAAACAGGUGAAGCUGAAACAGCGACCACUACCGACCGAAGCGAGUUAGAGUUCUUCAAGCAUCGCAUUCUGCUCGAACGAGACUCUGUGACGCGAGCGAAAGAAUCGUUGCGUGCACAGAAAAAUAUAUUCAAAUCCAAACAACGUAACGUUGCGGUCAAGCAUGCAACUAAGAACAAGCAAACGGUGGAUCAAAUAUUUCAUGAAGAAAAAGAGUUAACCGAGAUGGAAGUGUCGCUGCAUCGUACACGAGCAUUGCUCGGAGAGAAAGUAAUACGGUUACGGCACCUUGAAAAUUCAUUACAAAAACUUUCAGAAAAAGAGCACCCCAUGCGGCCAGGUACCCGAGAUAUGCCACUGCAGAAGCAGAAAGAAACUCUGAGCGAUUUGUCAUCGUAUUCGAGUUCGGGUUUCAGUAGCACUGAUAUACCUACUACCGAACAAUACGGUCGCCUGCAGACGAGAGCAGCAUCCGGAAGAAAUGCCGAAUCCACCGAUACAAUUGUGUGCUUGAAGCAUUUGCACAGCGAGAUACAGGAAAUUUGGAGUUUGCUGAAUCCAGGCAGUGGCGGCCCACCCGUGAUGCGGUUUGGAGAGAUGGACUUUCUUAAUAACACCGCAACGCUACAGUACAAUGCAAUGUCCGGUGGUAAACAGUGCUGCGACAUUGUUCUACCGCAGACAACUGCAACUUCAUCCUUUAGCCAGACGCCAGUCGCCAUUUAUGCAGCAGGGCAGCAACCAUCUCCUAAUUAUGUGCAAAACCAACAUCAUUACACGAUCUCUUUGCUCGAGAAGACUCGAGAUCUUAAAAACUGGCUUCGACAAGCAAAAACUGAGCACGAAGUCUUGAAAAAACAAUCCCAUGGCAGUUCGGAGACGGGCGUUCAAAAUAUUCACAUUUAAGGGAGGAUGUUGAUGUGCGUUACGUACUAAGUGAUUCGUUUAUCGUUAAAGCUGUCGUUGCUUACGAGCACCAAAAACAAACCAAAAAGCGGUAUACUUUAAAGAUAUGGACACGAAAACAUACUCCACCUUUAAUGAGCAGAGCACGUACAUCAUUUUAGUGUAAAUCUUUCCAUUUUUCGACUAAACAGUGAUAUUUAUAGAUAGAGGUUUGAUGUUGAGUUUUGAGUUCAUUCGGUCUGGUACGAAGAAACUUUGCUGACUCUAGUCCAGAUAAUACAUGAGUGAAGGUGUAAUCGGUCCGAUAUUAGUUUUCAAAAAUCAACAACUUUCGUCCUUGGCAUAUUACAGUGGGAGGCCAACUACAAUUGUGAAUUACUUCUAGUCAAAUCGUAAACCCUCCAGUCUGGCAAACAUUGGAACAAUUGCCGUUUCGAGUUUUUCUUUCUGGAUACACGUGUCAACGAACAUAAUUCAUUCCACAUAUUGAAGUGUUCGAACUUUCCGUUAUUCUUAUGAUUUGUGAUAUUAUUACGCAUUGAUAAUGCUAUUAGGGGGUAAUGACAACAACAUAAGGAUUAAACUACGAUACGAUAGUAAAUACGACAAGGGGAGAACAUGAUGCAGGAGCAGUUCACUAAGAACUAUGCGACGAUUGACUGAGUGAUGAUUAAAAGCAAAAGCAGGUUUAACGUCUGUGAAUUAAGUUUUCACUGCGAGGGAUGCCUUGGGCAGAUAUAUGCCUAGGGUAGCAAGCAGUGAAACCUAACCGUCCCUGCUGAAAAUAAAUGCUUAAAGAUUAAACAUUUUGCCACAAAUUUUACAACCAACCACCCAAUGCCCCACUACCGCCCCUCCAAUUGUUAAUUCGGCCGGCAAACACAGUCAACGUUAGUCUCUAGACCAAACUUUAAAUCGUGUGUAUCGUGUGUCUGUGUGUGUGUGUAUGUUUGCCUAGCAUUAUGAAACUCACCGUAAUAGGAACACUCCACGUUUGAAAGUAGAAAAUAAACGUUUAGCAGCGUUUCAAUCAAACAGCAUGCAUUACCCCAAAACACUGUGCGUGAGGCAAAGAUAGGGAAAGUGCAGAACGCAUUUAACUUAAUUUAUUCAAACACUAACCACGUGUAUAGUAAAGACGGCAAUUUUAUGAUUGGAUUUCUUCGCAAACAUCAUAUGUACGUAAAGUUCAAUACAAAAAAUACUCUAACGAAUUACUCUCACGGCAACACAGUUUAUUGAAAACAAAACGAAACAUGGGCGCAAAACCGCAAACGGAGAGAGAAGUACGCGAUUGCAAACGUUUGAAAUGUUCUGAAAGCAGUACACGCAACUCGAUAACUUUACUAACAAGACAAAUACAGAAGUGUUUAGUUGAUAUUGUAAAAGCGUCCAUUCUUUUUGUAGGCUCCUGAGAUGAAAUGGUAAACAAAGCUGAUUGACAUGGUUAUAUAGUAGCCGAUGAUAUUGGGCUAGUUUAGCGUUUCAUCUAAGGAGCCUACAAAAAGAAUGGAUGCUUUUACAAUAUCAACUGAAAGCCCCCCGUAAUUCCUUAAUUCAGUGCAAAGUAGAGGCAAGUUUGCAAAAACCGAAAAACAAAGAAAACCAAGCCAGAAAUUAAUACUAUACUAACCAACAAUAGUGUAUCUAGUCUAUAGACUUACAUAAAGUUAAUGGGCUCAAGUGUGAAAUAAGAAUCCCUCGCUCACGGGCACUCACUUUUUGGAAACUUAGUUACUCUUGGUAUCUUUUUGCUGCUUUUUACUAUUAGUAUUUAUUUAUUGAUUAUUUAUUAUAAUUAUUAAUUAUAUUUAUAAACAAAUCACAUUUUGGUCUAACCUACAACUACAUUUUAGCUAUCUCAUUAGAGAAAAGUGAGUGCCCGUGAGUCGCGAGCGGAGUCUUUAUUCAGACUUUAACCAGGUAAAGUUCGUUUCAGCCGAUGAAGUAAAGAAUGCCACCAAAAAGUAGUAGCAAAAAAAUACAAACACAAAGUAAUUUAUCAAUGUCAUUAAUAAAUUUAAAAACCCCACAAAUCGAAAUAUGAUGAACGCAAUUCAGAUUGUUGUAGGAGAAACAGUUGCACAAUGGAUCAACUUGUUAAGUUAUUUUGGGAUAGUUUCUUUAAAUAGAUACACACAUUCUAAUAUACACACUGUUUUUAAGCUGUUGGUUUCUGUUACUUGACGUGUUGUUUUUUUUUUGGUUUAAAAAGCUUGACGGUUUGCCAAAUUACAAGCCUCAUAUCGCAUAACGACAAUCAGUCGCACACAAUUCAAAAACAAAUCUGAAGAGCCACAACACUACUCACUUUCCGUUUCGGGAUGAUCGGGUGAUCUCUAGUAAAAUCAAUGCAAUCUACUAACUUUUGAGGAUUAUGCCACGCCGUUCGUUACAUACGAUCGUCCAGUCCAAUGUGGCAACUGUUGAUUUAUUUGUUGUGGCCUAUUGCCAUCUAUUGUGUUGCUUGCUUACCACGCAAAAACCGAAUGUACCUAUAAUUUAUGCUUUCUUUGCGUUUCAACCUCCGUUUUAUUUCAUUUUAUUUUAUUUUUCUAAUCGAAUGAGAGCGUAUGUGAUAUUUGAUGGAAUAGAAAAUAUGAUAAAUAGCCAGCAACAUUUUCCCAAAUCUGAGCACUAAAUUGUGUUACUGUGAAACUUUAACUUACCUAUAGUACAUUGGUGGACCAUGACCUUAAUGAAUGGAUAGAAUAAUAAAUGACACAUGCAUAUUUGUUUCCAAGUUCUGUAGCAAACGAAUAAAGCUGUCUUUUAAAUUAA
Anopheles stephensi (Asian malaria mosquito) is the source of this 8103-nucleotide messenger RNA. RefSeq lists its product as uncharacterized. The transcript has 5 exons. Bases 1645 to 5322 code for a protein of 1225 amino acids. NCBI's taxonomy places the organism in Eukaryota, Metazoa, Arthropoda, Insecta, Diptera, Culicidae. Gene Ontology annotation, molecular function: protein binding. The record is from RefSeq and is a predicted model, not a curated record.